AUGGACUUUACUCCGCUCGUACCGGCAAGCAGCAUACAGUCGAGCGCAUGCGACCUUUUUGUUGCCUCAGUCAUUUUCCCGUCGAGUCUCGUCGUUCGCUCCGUCGCUACACUUGGCAUAGCUCGAGUUAUCUCCCUGGAACCCAAUUUCACGCGCAACAUUAUCGCUAUGCGCUGGUCACCCUCGACAACGGGAAGUUCUCGCAUUCUUCUUGUUCACAGUGACAAGAUUGUACAUAUUUACGAUGUCAUGAAUCAAGAGCGGUGUUGGACUAUUGACGAGAGCGAAUCGGGUAUCAGGCACGUUGAGUGGUCUGCCGACGGCCUCGAUGUGCUCACAUGGUCAGAUCAUCACCUGUAUCUGUCAAUCUGGUCUCUCAGUGGUCAAGGUUUUGUUGUUCCUCACCCAAAAGCAGGCAGCCACAGCCACAGCAGCCGUCCCGGACAACCACAACAGGUCGCCGUCCUGCAGAGGGAAGCUCAGGAUCAAGUCUCUCUCGCCUCAAAAGCAUCCGAUGGCGAAUGGACCAUCGCGCACACCUUCUCAAUUGACACGACAGAUGCAUGUGGGCUCGCUUGGAGCCCAAGUGGCAAGUGGCUGGCUGUAUGGGACCAUCCGAUCGAAUAUCGCAUCCUAAUCUACACCGCUAGUGGUCUGCUUGUGCGAAAAUAUGAAGCGUAUGAUCUUGGCCUAGGUAUCCUCUCGGUUGUCUGGUCGACCGAUGGAGAAUACUUGGCUGUAGGGUCUUAUGAUGGCAGAGUCCGCCUGCUCAAUACUUUCACAUUCGCACCCACCACAGAGAUACUUCACAAUGAAUUGGUACGUGACCCAAGCAUACAGGCUUGGCGGGAGGUUUUCGGAGCGACAGAGCGUCGUUAUGAUUCAGCACAGGCGCCAAUGUCACUACCAACUGCCAAAGCCCUCCCAACGGAGCUGCCAAAAACAGGUGUAUCCCUAUUGCUCUUCAGUCCGGAUGGCAGACAUCUGGUAACGCGCUCCGAUGCUAUGCCCACGACUCUAUGGAUUUGGUCGCUAGCUGAAAUGAUCCCAUUGGCGCUUCUGGUGCAACUGAAUGCAGUCAAGACUGUUCGAUGGCACCCGGAUGAGUCUGGCCUCCUUGUAUUCAGCUGUCAAGCGACCGACAAAACGAGCAAUAACUCAGUGUACUUGUGGUGUUGCGACUGGGAUACACCGCGUAUUGUUGAAAUUCCCCAGCCAGAUUUUAACAUGCAAUGGUUCGAGGUCUUCGCAGACAAGCACACUCUUGAGGCAGGCAUGCUUUUUGGUGGUCAAGGCGUUGUCACGAUGGGGUACCUAGUGGAUGAGACGAUGACUUGCAUUGGCACUAUUGAGGAGGCUGAGUCCGAGGGCGAAGUGGAUCGGCAGGAGCCAGCGUCCUUGAACACUUUCAACGGUACCUCAUCCCUGAUUAUUCACGACACACUUCCUGCUGCUGUUCGGGUAUAG
Messenger RNA from Protomyces lactucae-debilis, 1467 nucleotides. RefSeq lists its product as uncharacterized. Lineage: Eukaryota; Fungi; Ascomycota; Taphrinomycetes; Taphrinales; Protomycetaceae. Gene Ontology annotation, biological process: protein localization to mitotic spindle pole body; microtubule anchoring at mitotic spindle pole body; mitotic sister chromatid segregation. The transcript has a single exon. Gene Ontology annotation, cellular component: microtubule organizing center; mitotic spindle; MWP complex. Gene Ontology annotation, molecular function: protein binding. Bases 1 to 1467 code for a protein of 488 amino acids. The record is from RefSeq and is a predicted model, not a curated record.